Molecule: messenger RNA, 1289 nt
Organism: Hyalella azteca
Lineage: Eukaryota; Metazoa; Arthropoda; Malacostraca; Amphipoda; Hyalellidae
Product: peritrophin-48
Exons: 6
Coding region: 130-1134 (334 amino acids)
Cellular component (GO): extracellular region
Molecular function (GO): chitin binding
Source: RefSeq, a predicted model, not a curated record
CCCCGGGCGAGAAGAACAGAGCACCUUCCUGAGGAUCAAGGAACUGCACACACGACGGCUAAAAAUUGACACUUUUUCGGCUAAAAAGUAGAGAACCCAACAGAUUUUGAGGGCGACAGCAGCUUCAGGAUGCAAUUGGAAAUAACAAUGGUGCUGCUCCUGGUCGCGGGGUUGGCCAGAGGACUUCCUACUAUUGUCAAUACAACCCUAUGUGUCGGUGCCCAUGAUGGAACCCAACAUUGUGGUAGCUGCUUACAGCCUAUUGAGUGCAAAACCCAGGAACCAGUCGCACUUCCAAUUUCUUGCUACCCAGGCACAGUGUGUGAGGAGAUCACCCCAACCACAGUAGCAUGCGUUCCAAUUGCAUCGGCCACGGCCUGCCAGUGCACCAGCGACAAAUGCGACGAUUACGACUCACAAUUCAGAGUCAAAUGUGACGCCAGCGGCAUUACUGAUGUAGUUGACUGUAACUCACGUAAUCGAUGUAUUGGGAACGGCACUUGCAGUGCUUGUCCGUCCUCAGGGUCUGUAGAUAGCUUUGUUGACCAGGAAUGCAGCUCCAGGUACAGAUGUACUAACGGAGCAUUCUCAUCAGUCGUGAACUGUGCCCAGGGCGAAUACGUGUCGAAGAAUGGCUCCUGUUCCCAAGCGCCGCCCAUACCUUGUGCAGCAGCUGAUUUAUGCACAGCUGGACUCUGUCCUGACUUGACUAACUGCUCACGGUACUACAUCUGUGAUCCAAAUCAGGUGCCUCCGGCGAUCGAAUAUUUUUCAUGCCCAUCAGACCAGUACUUCAACCCUAAAACGUACUUAUGUGAGUCCACAACCACUAAUUGUGAUCCAUGGACUACAUGUAAAUUCACAUCAGUAGAUGGUGGGACAAAACGUACGAGUACAGCAACAGUUUCGCCCGAUACACCACCUGAAGAUUGCAACGCAAACACCGUUGGAAAUUUCCCGCAUGGACCGUGUGAUUCACAAUACUGGGCGUGUCGCCAGGGCAGCGGCUCCAGCUACGAGGUGGUGGAGAUGCAGUGCCCCAACGGUCUGGUGCACAGCACCAACCCUGACUACCCCUACUGCAUCGACCCCAGCGAAGAGGCCACCUGUCACGCCUACGCUGCUGAACACUGAAUACUACAACUCAACGGUCUGGUGUUCAGCACCGGGUCCAACUACCCAUACCGCUUCGAUCCCAGCACUAUGGCCACUUGCUAGUUCACCACGAAGGUUCACUAGUUUGCUUCGAAACCUUCUUAGAGAACCGAAUACAUCAACUCCAUAAAUCA